CAUGGCUGAGAGAAAAGUUCUAAAUAAAAACUAUCCUCCUGAGUUCGAUCCUUCGAAAUUGCCCAGAGUAAGAAGAGAGCGAAAUGCAGUCUUCGAAAUCCGUAUUAUGGCACCCUUUAAUAUGAGGUGUAAUAAUUGCGGAGAAUAUAUUUACAAGGGAAAGAAAUUCAAUUCCCGUAAAGAAGAUGUACCUAAUGAACGCUAUUUGGAUUUAUAUAUUUAUCGGUUUUACAUAAAAUGUCCAAGAUGUGUAUCGGAAAUUGCAUUUAAGACAGAUCCCGAAAAUGCUGAUUAUAAGUUGGAAGCAGGAGCCACUAGAAAUUUUGAAGCUCCUGAAACGGCUAAAAAGGAAGAUGAUGAUAGGAACGCAGUGCAAGUCGUUGAAAACAGGACAAAAACUUCCCAAAAGGAAAUAGAAGACUUAAACAUCCUACUUUCAAAUAUGGGAAAUGAGGAAUCCAAAAAGACAAAUCUGCUUAGGAAUGAAAAAAAUGCUUCUAACCUUAUGAAGGGAGAAGAUCUUAAAGUUCAAAAAACACACGAUCAAACCGACACUGAAGAAGAAGGAAGAUAG
Dimorphilus gyrociliatus is the source of this 574-nucleotide messenger RNA. NCBI's taxonomy places the organism in Eukaryota, Metazoa, Annelida, Polychaeta, Dinophilidae. The record is from the annotation of a GenBank genome assembly.